AUGGGGGAAUGUAGACUAUUUAAACAGCCUCUACAGCCACAAGAUUCCCAGACCUCCACCACACUCAUUGAUGAUCCACUUCCCUCUAAAGCUAAGGAGCCCAUCCUGCAGAGCGGAGACCAAGAUGUUUACUCCCAAACUUCUGCCACCAUCACCCCAACUAUUAGCUUUGUCAAUGGUAAAAGUGAGAUAACAUUGGAGCCAAAAAGUGCUGAUGAAAAGGAGGUCCAAGAUACGGAGACAUGUGACUACGGCUGGCACAAGUUUCAGGGCCACUGCUACAAGUAUUUCCCCCACAGAAGAAACUGGGAUACAGCAGAGAGAGAGUGUCGCAUGCAUGGGGCUCAUCUCACCAGCAUUCUGUCCCAUGAGGAGCAACAAUUUGUCAACCGUCUUGGACAGGACUACCAGUGGAUCGGCCUGAAUGACAAGAUGUAUGACAGUGACUUCCGCUGGACUGAUGGCAGGCCCAUGCAAUAUGAAAACUGGAGGCCCAACCAGCCUGACAGCUUCUUCUCUUCUGGCGAGGACUGUGUGGUGAUGAUUUGGCAUGAAGACGGUCAAUGGAAUGAUGUUCCAUGCAACUACCACCUCACCUACACCUGCAAGAAGGGCACAGUGGCCUGUAGUCAGCCCCCUCUGGUGGAAAAUGCACGCACCUUUGGGAAGAAGCGUGAGAGAUAUGAGAUCAACUCACUGGUGAGAUACCAGUGCCGCAAGGGCUUUAUUCAGAGGCAUGUUCCAACUAUCCGUUGUCGUGGGAAUGGACAAUGGGAUAUUCCGAAAAUUAGCUGCAUGAACCCAUCAAACUAUCAGAGGACCUUUAUUAGACGACAUCAACACAGCAGUCUCUACAGCGUUAACAACUUCAAGAGAUGGCCGGAUGAGGCCUUCCGCUUACAGCUCUAUAGGGGAAGGAGAGACAGGACUGCACACAAGUGGAAAAGAAAGUGAUUGCCUUUAAACAUGGCACAGCUUCCCUGAGACGAGGACACAUGGUGAAUGUGGGUGUGGAAGAUAAAAGACGAUUCACAGGAAGCACAAGAGAAAACUCAUGAAAGAAACCAAGAGGAUGCAGUUUUCUUGCAUUUUGGAUGACGAUGGAGCCUUAUGAAGUGCCUUUUUAGUAGAGAUAUAUUAAUAAAGACUUUUAUUAUCAAAGGGCACUGUUUUUAUAACAAUGCCAAGGAGAAUCAGAUACUUUCAGCUGGCUACUGGAAAAUAAAAAAAAUACUCUAAUAACUCUUUCUAACUGCAGAAAGGCCUCUUUUCUGUUCUUAGCUUGAUAAAUAAUACAGCCAUGACUGUUAUUUUAUACCUUACUGCACUGACUGUGCUAUUUCAAAAUCACCGCAAGUGUUCCUUAUUAAUAGAAAAAAAAAGACAUUGUGAAAUUAUAGCGCUUAUUUUAUGUAAAGAAAUCCAUGAUGUUCUCAUGUUGUUUUAAGCUUGACUGUCUUUGGCUGUAACAAUCAUGCAUGUAUCUGUAUAUGCAUAUUGAAGUCCCAAAAUUUCUGACUGAUAAUUCUAUGUUGAGAGUUUCACAGUAGCCUCUCUAAACAUGCAUCAAUGGCAACAAUGGAUUAGACAAAGACUCACAGUGAACAUGUAUGCUUUCACAUCAUACAGCCUGUCAAACUUUGAUCCUUCAAAUCUUUCUCUAGUUUUCAAGCCUAAUCAGCAGAAAUACUAAUCCUCCCUAUUAAAUGUUGUUUCAUUGCUUUUGUAGUUCAAGUUCUUCAGAUUUCACUAAGAUGUACAUUGAAAUCUUGGGACACUUCACCAAAUCACUUGGUUGACUACAGUAGAUUUUCCUUGUUGUGGCAGCUCUCAAACUACAAAAUAACCCUCUUUCGUAAGCUCCAGCCUUCACUGGAUCAUUGAUUUCUUUUUAAGAUACUUGCUUGUGGAUAGAUUCACAUAAGAGAUUAAAAAAAAAACAGAAAAAAAACAGGAUAUAGCUUUUGUAUGCCAUUCAGCAAUUUGAUAUGAGAGUGCUUACUAAUUACUGACUGACAGGCUUUUAUCUGCCGAUGAACGUAGGUGUCUGUCAUUUUUUUAAAUGUAAGAAGGGAUUUGUGGCUCAAAUAGCCUGUAUUUUCUGAUUGUGUUUUUUUUAUUGCAUAUCCUUCACCAGCAUACUACAGAUUGUUAACAAUAACUGUAUUGCUAUACAUAGUAACCAACCAAAGACUCUUGCUCUUAUCUGUUGCGCUUUUGCUAGCCGGUGAUGAAUUUCCUCUGUAAACUUUACAUAUCUGUUUUAUGGUCAAUUGGAAUCAAGCAAUGAGAGAAUGUAUUUUAUGAAACAAUCAAAAAGACUUGAACGUAACGGCUGUUAAGGAAGACAUGCAUAUAAUUUAUUUUCAAGCUGCUCUUGAUCUCCUCACUUGGUUUAUACUUACAUGUAAAAUAUGAUGCUGUCAACUGGCCCAGCAGUGCUCUUCAUAUGUUUGUAUUGUAUGCACAACAGGAGACCGGCCACAAUCACAGACUGCUUAAAAGGGAAAAUGAUACAAUGAAUUUAUGUCGUUAUACACCUUCAAUGCCAACAGUGGACCAAAGAAUAUAGAGGGCCCUUUCGGCUGCAAUAACGGUCUGUAACUUUAACAAUUUUUUUUUCGACAUGU
Messenger RNA from Notolabrus celidotus (New Zealand spotty), 2630 nucleotides. Its product is annotated as versican core protein-like. The transcript has 7 exons. The record is from RefSeq and is a predicted model, not a curated record. NCBI's taxonomy places the organism in Eukaryota, Metazoa, Chordata, Actinopteri, Labriformes, Labridae. The coding region runs from base 1 to 954 and encodes 317 amino acids. Gene Ontology annotation, molecular function: signaling receptor activity.